Molecule: messenger RNA, 1359 nt
Organism: Aspergillus caelatus
Lineage: Eukaryota; Fungi; Ascomycota; Eurotiomycetes; Eurotiales; Aspergillaceae
Exons: 2
Coding region: 261-1157 (298 amino acids)
Source: RefSeq, a predicted model, not a curated record
UCUCACCCUCCACUACAUACUACUACCUAUCUUUCCCCAAAGGUUGUUUGCCUUACGACUUAGUGAGAUAUCGGGUAUGAUUCAGUAAUUUCUAUUUCUUGAGUAAUACCAUCAUUGUUUCUGGAGACUCUAUUCGUUAGAGUCUCCUUCAGGCCGCCGUCACCUUGGUCUUUGGCCAUCGGAGCUGAAUGGUUCUGCAUUCAACGCCGUCAACACCUUCACAUUUUCCCAUCUGCCACAGACUAGAUUGCUAAAGGGACAUGUUCGGUUUCUCGUCCAAACGUCCAAGGGGCCAUGAAGAGCUUGUCGAUCUUGACAGUAGCGCCAUCCCCGAGAGAAAGAAGCAUCGUUCCCUAGCUCUCCGCACGUCCCCGCACUGCUCCCAGAAGCCCACCUUUACCGAAGCUACCCAAGCUAUCUCUGAGUUCGGUUUAUCUACGUUGACGCCCGUGGAGUCUUCAGAUGAUGACGAUGGUAACGACGGGCAUAGAAAGCACGUGCGUGCCGGCUUGACACAUAGUAAGGGGGAGCUGCCCCACCAGACAACCCAUUGUCACGCUUCCAAUACGGCAAUGGAUAUAGACCACGAGAGAGAUAUGCUGCCGCCGAUCGGUGAUCGCACCCAGUACCCAUGGCCAACCAGUGCACGCGGCAAUGAGGAUAUCCAGCCAUCGCCAAUCCCUCGCAGUCUAGUUAAUCAGUAUCUGACCAUCGGUGAGCGGCAUGCUGCAACUUCCGCGUACGGAUAUUUCCCCCCAACGACGAGUAAUCAUGAUUCUACGUUGUCUACAUGUCACCCGACUUCUCACGACACAACCCUGUCUUGCUUUGAUAUCCAGCGCCUCCCCAGCCCAGUUAGUGACGGUGAAGAUGCGAUGGCAAGCAUCAAAGACACUGCGAGUGACGUGGAUAUGACCUACAACCUGUCUCGCCCUGCCUCAUUCUCUCCCUCUAUAUGGUUGGGGACAGAGCGGAGCUCACCCAACAUGCAGGAGACAAUGCCGUCAAUGGACAGUGCGAAAGAUACGCUACCGGAACCCAAGUCAAAGAGUGUGUCAAACAAGAAGAAAAUCACUAUCUCAAUGGGCUACCGGGCCGACUGCGAAAAAUGCCGGUGCAAGGUGCCAGGCCACUAUAGUCAUAUCAUUCAUGCUUAAUAUGCCUUUACGAUUCACCGCGUUUAUAAUGGUCGCCGUCACCUGUACAUUAUUCCAUUUGUAGAUACCAGGAUUGGAACGGAGUUAUCGAGUGGGCACUAAGAUCCACUAUACAUGACGUUGUUUUCUAGGCGUUUGGGAAGUUGGGGUUGACUUUGUCCAAUUUACUAAUAAGGUGGCAAUGGGCUUGUGUAUAGCGAAG